Molecule: messenger RNA, 1926 nt
Organism: Fonsecaea nubica
Lineage: Eukaryota; Fungi; Ascomycota; Eurotiomycetes; Chaetothyriales; Herpotrichiellaceae
Exons: 1
Coding region: 1-1926 (641 amino acids)
Source: RefSeq, a predicted model, not a curated record
AUGUUCUGGCUAAUCAUUUCGGGUUCGCUCUUAUGUACAGUGGCCUUAGCCUUGGGGUCCCAUCAUGCUAGCCAACCACCGCUUACUCGAUCAUUAUAUACCGUUACGGCGGAACCCUCUAUAUUUCCCAUCACUUCCUCCCCCGCGGCCUGGGUCCCUCCAGCACACGACCAGCUUCUCCUCGCUGCACCACCGUCCCCAGACACAGAACUUGAUUCGGCAACGUCCACCAUCAUUGUUCCCGUCGACCCCAACACCACUGAAUCCAAUCCUCCAUAUGAAUCGGUGACUGGGAAGGCCCUGGAGGGAGAAGAGCAGAUGGGUCCUGUCAAGACAAAGGCCACCAUUGGUGUGCUGUCGACACUUAUAUUUUACAUGUGCGCCAACAGUGUAUUGCGGGCCACACGUCCAGAGGUAUUCAUUUGGCAAGACGAAGACCGAGAGGAAUCCAGCUGGAUCGCUACCUCGCGGUAUUGGCUCGACAGGAAAUGCUGUCGAUGGCUGGGUGUCUGCGGUGCAUUCCACAUGCACUAUAUCUCGGAACACGACAAGUUCGGCCAUCGUCCCUCAAUUGAUCACCGAGAGCGAGUGGUGGUACCCACGCCUGACUGGGACUGGCAGCAUGCCUGGACUGAGGGCAACGACCGCCCUGAAGAUUGGACCGACGAUGAACGGGUGCUGAGGGUGAUCCCAGACUACGUGUUCGAGUAUGCUCCUCUCGUCCACCUCUACUCGGGAGAGCAGUUCUGGCCCUGCGACAUUGCUGAGCACCUCUACCACAUCACCCCAACCUUGAACUACACCCCGGUCCAGUCCGAGCAGCAGCAUCCAUCACUCCAAAACUUGGACGAGCUGAACAAUUGGGACAAGGGCCGGUGGCUGUUUCUGACCAGCAACGACAACGUGGAAGAACGGCCAGACUGGUUGGAGGGAGAGAAGAACAUCCCAACAGGACCGUCGAGACCAGAUGACCCGUUAGAAGACAACGAGGGCUGGGUCCACAAACCAGGACGGACAUAUCUACAAGGUGUGAAGGAUGCAUUGGACGACGCGAAAGAAUGGUUUGCACCGGACUUGGAUGACUUUGAGGAUGGUGAUGAUUUUCAAAUGACAGCCUCGGGCCAAUCAGAGCAGACACAGGCCGCACGCCGGAUUCAUCAUGAAUUGAGACGCUCAACAAGUCGGGAUCACGCGCCGCCGGACAGGCUGCGAGGAGGUCGAAGUGAUGCACCUGCAGUUCUUGUCACCGUCAACAAGGGCCAUGGCAUCGUCGACGCUUUUUGGUUCUUCUUUUACAGCUUCAACUUGGGGAACGUGGUGCUCAAUGUCCGGUUUGGCAAUCACGUGGGCGACUGGGAACACACCGCCAUUCGAUUCCAACACGGCAAGCCCAAAGCCGUGUUCUUCAGUGAGCACAACUUCGGAUCCGCCUACAGCUACGAUGCCGUGGAGAAAAUCGGCAAACGCCCCGUGAUCUAUUCCGCUUACGGGACUCAUGCCAUGUAUGCAACUCCUGGCACCCACCCUUACAUCUUGCCAUGGGGGAUCCUCCACGACCUGACAGACAGGGGCCCUCUAUGGGAUCCAGCUCUGAAUUCACACGCUUAUACAUAUGAUUACAAGAACGACACUCUGCGGUCUUCGAACCGCACGCCGAAUGCCCCGACCAACUGGUUCCACUUUGCUGGACAUUGGGGGGAUAAAUUUUACCCUCUGGGUGAUAAACGGCAAUAUCGAUUCGCCGGACAAUACCACUAUGUCAAUGGUCCGCUCGGCCCGAAAUUCAAGCAUCUGGGGAGGAAGAAGAUCUGUCAAGGACCAGAAAGUUCUCCUUGUGUGGUCAAGAACUGGCUAGGCAGUGGAGAUAAAAUUGGCCAUUUACAUCUGUCCGACCUAGAAGCUGAGGAAGGAGACAACAACCUAUAG